AUGGAUUCCGACGAGAUCAUGGGCUUCCAGCCCCCACAGCCAGAUAAAUCAGAGGAUUUGGAUGAAAAGUACCCCAACAGACCUCACAAUCGAGGUCCAACACUUCCAUUCCACGACCUUUACCUCAGUCUCUUCAACCCACUCAAUGAAAUCAAGAAAAAGCCAACAGGCCCAGCUCCGGCCCAUCGGGGACUCGGAACACACGGCAAAAGUGCCACGGGGCUCAACCCAUACGAACGUCGGCGCGAUGUCAUCGAACGCUUCAUUUCACGAUGGCGCAAAGACGUCGGUGAUGACAUUUACCCAGCUCUUCGCCUAAUUCUUCCUGACAAAGAUCGCGACCGACCAAUGUACGGAAUAAAAGAGAAGAUAAUUGGAAAGAUGCUCGUCAAAAUCAUGAAGAUCACCAAAGAAUCAGAAGAUGGUUAUAACCUCAUGAACUGGAAACUCCCCGGCCAAGGAGCAACAGCACGCAUGGCAGGCGACUUUGCCGGGCGCUGUUUUGAUAUUCUCUCGAAGCGGCCUAUGCGGACCGAGCCGGGUAAUAUGACUAUCGAUGAGGUUAAUGAGAAGCUGGAUAAGCUGUCUGCUGCGUCGAAGGAAGACGAGCAGUUACCUAUCCUGAAAGAGUUUUAUCUGCGUAUGAAUCCUGAAGAGCUUUUGUGGCUUAUUCGGAUUAUCCUUCGGCAGAUGAAGGUUGGUGCUACUGAACGGACGCUGUUCAAUGUCUGGCAUCCCGAUGCGGAGAGUCUAUUCAGUAUCUCGAGUAGUCUGCGUCGGGUAUGUUGGGAGCUUCAUGAUCCUAAGAUUCGGCUUGAGGGGGAGGAGCGUGGAAUUGCUGUUAUGCAAUGUUUCCAGCCUCAGCUUGCGCAGUUCCAGAUGCAUUCGUUUGAGAAAAUGAUUUCUCGGAUGAAGCCUACAGAGGAGGAUAAUGUUUUCUAUAUUGAGGAGAAGUUGGAUGGAGAACGGAUGCAACUGCACAUGACGCCCGACGACUCAGUGGAGGGAGGACGGAGAUUCGGCUUUUGGUCUCGCAAAGCCAAAGAAUACACCUAUCUCUAUGGGAAUGGCAUCUAUGACGAAAAUGGUGCUUUGACAAGGCAUCUUAAGGAUGCUUUUGUGGAUGGUGUGCAGAGUAUCAUCCUCGACGGCGAGAUGAUCACUUGGAAUCCCGAACAAGAUGCCAUUGUCCCAUUCGGCACUCUCAAAACCGCAGCAUUGGCAGAACAGCGCAACCCCUUCUCCAAUGGUCCUCGGCCAGUGUUUCGCAUUUUUGAUAUCCUUUAUCUCAAUGGGCGAGAUCUAACGAAAUACACACUUCGCGAUCGUCGGAAUGCAUUACAGAAGACCGUCCGAUCUGUCCACCGCCGUUUUGAAAUACAUCCCUAUCAAGAAGCGACUACAACUGCAGAGAUCGAAACAGCGCUGCGAACCGUCGUUGCGGAGGCAUCGGAAGGUCUCGUUCUAAAGAACCCUCGCUCUCCAUACCGGCUCAACGAGCGCCACGAUGACUGGAUGAAGGUCAAGCCAGAAUACAUGACUGAAUUUGGAGAAUCACUCGAUGUGGUUGUAAUUGGCGGAUACUACGGCUCGGGCCAUCGUGGAGGCGCCCUAUCCAGCUUCCUCUGCGGACUACGAGUAGAUGAAACUGCCGUUGGAUCAGAACCAGAAUCCAUGAGAUGCUGGUCCUUCUGCAAAGUUGGUGGUGGAUUUACCGCAGCUGAUUAUCAAGAACUCCGUCACCAUACAGACGGCAAAUGGAAAGAAUGGGAUGUGAAAAAGCCACCGACUGAGUAUAUCGAAUUGGCUGGCGGGGACGCCCAGAUCGAACGUCCUGACAUGUGGAUCAAGCCCUCCGACUCUAUUGUGCUGUGCGUGAAAGCUGCGUCUGUGGCAGUUAGUCCGACAUUCCGCAUGGGAUUGACAUUGCGUUUCCCUCGCUUCAAGAAAUUGCGGAAGGAUAAGGAUUGGAAGAGUGCUCUUUCUGUUCAGGGAUUCCUUGAUCUCAAGUCUAAUGCAGAGCAAGAACAUAAGGAGAAAGAGUUCUCUGUGGACAAUUCUCGGAGGAAGCGAGUGAAGAGAACUACUAAGAAGCCGAUGACUGUUGCAGGACAUGAUGAGAAGGUUAACUUGCAGGACCUUGGUCCUUCUGGGCAUGUGUUUGAUGGACUCAAUUUCUUCAUCAUGAGCGAGUCAACUGUCCCGGAAAAGAAGACAAAGCCUCAGCUGGAACAACUCGUGAAAGCUAAUGGUGGCAAGAUCUAUCAGACCAAGGCAGCCGCGGCAGAUAUGAUCUGUGUCGCCGAACGAAGAACCGUCAAAGUAGCUUCCUUACAAAAGAGUGGAGAUCAAAACAUCAUUCGACCAUCCUGGCUUCUAGAUUGUGUCAAGCAAAAUGAGAGAGAUGCAGGCUUGCCCGACUUCCUCUUGCCAUUAGAGCCCAGACACAUGUUCUUCACAAUGAAAGACCAGGAAGCAGAGAUCGCAACAAACGUCGACAAAUACAUGGACAGCUAUGCCCGCGAUACAAGUGUCGAUGAGCUAAGAGAGAUCUUUAGCCAAAUGAAUAAAACCCAAGACGAACCCAACGGCUCGCUCGAUCAAACCACCAUCCAAAGAAUUGAAUCCCAGAUCCAAGAUAAAAUAAAUGCGGGCUACACAGCACCGCGCGGCUGGCUCUUCCGAGACCUCAACCUUUUCUUUUACACUCAACCCAACGAAGACAGCGGCGAGAAAGAGAAAAGAAAAGAAGACCUUCGUAUAUGCCUCGCUCAGAAUACAGCCCGAUUUGCAGGUGCUGGAAGUGCCGCUUCAUUAAAGGAUUCGGGAAUAACGCAUGUUGUGGUUGACACCAAGUCUUCACUCUCAGUAGAUGUCUCUUCCAUUCGGAAGUCCCUGGCUGAGAGUCUAGGUAAGAAACUACCGCAUGUUGUCAGUGUUGAGUGGGUUGAGGAGUGUUGGAAGAAUGGGACUUUGUUGGAUGAAGAGAGUAAGUUUGACCACCCUUUUCUUCUUGUUUAUCUCUUACCCAAGAGGUGCUCCAAGUAA
Molecule: messenger RNA, 3048 nt
Organism: Penicillium antarcticum
Lineage: Eukaryota; Fungi; Ascomycota; Eurotiomycetes; Eurotiales; Aspergillaceae
Product: DNA ligase (ATP) DNL4
Exons: 6
Coding region: 1-3048 (1015 amino acids)
Biological process (GO): DNA biosynthetic process; DNA recombination; nucleotide-excision repair, DNA gap filling
Cellular component (GO): DNA ligase IV complex
Molecular function (GO): ATP binding; DNA binding; DNA ligase (ATP) activity
Source: RefSeq, a predicted model, not a curated record